AUGCUUUUACUGCUGUGAAACAAAACAACAGCUCAAAAUCAUUGCUCGAUGUCGAGGUUUUGAUCUCAUUUAUUCUUUCUUUAAAUGAAUGUUGAAUAAAUCAUAAAUUUUCUAUCUUUUUCGCUCAUAAUUUUCAUCAACAAAAGCUUUGAAGUCUUAAUUGUUUCAGGUCCUGUCUGAUUUAUGUCCCUUUGUUCUUUAGCAAAAUUUCCUUUUUGAUUCUUUUAUAUUAUAAACCCCACUUGGGAAAGUACGUACAUAGAUAUCUAUGUUGUUUAGUUUUUUUCUUCAAUGAGUGUCUUGCUUUCUGUUUCAUGAUUCAACCCUUUUUGAAGCUUUGAAUGAGAUGUGAAUUAUGUUUCUGGUGAGUCUUUUGAUCGUAGAAAGCAAGAAAAAUCAGUUCAAGUGAACAGAACUCACCUUAAAGAAGAAGCCUUUUCGAUGUAAUGUGCAUUUGAAGGUGAUUUUUGGUCGGUUUUUUGCACACCAGGUGUUUGUGGAAAUGCCUGCGUUUUCUUCGAUGAUAAAUGGGGCUGAGGGGCAGGUUCUGGAUCUAGACAGUGCUGUAAAAGAUGGGGUGUUGGGCGGCGGUGGAGGAGUCGGUUUCGGUGGUGGGUUUUCUGAGAAAUUGGAUCUGAAGAAGAUGAUUGAAGUGUUAGAUUCGCCGGAGAUUCCAUCGGUGUUCAUUUGUCCGAUUUCACUUUCACCAAUGGAGGAUCCGGUCACCCUUUGCACCGGCCAAACCUACGAGAGAUCCAAUAUCUUGAAAUGGUUCAGUCUCGGCCAUUUCACCUGCCCGACGACAAUGCAAGAACUCUGGGACGAUUCCGUCACCCCAAACGACACCCUUCACCGGUUAAUCCACAGCUGGUUUUCGCAAAAAUAUUUCCAGAAAAAGAAGAGAUCCGAAGACGUACAAGGAUUAACAUCAGAAAUCCUCGACACUCUUAAAAAAACCAAAGGCCAAGCUCGUAUUCAAUCGCUGAAAGAGCUCCGGCGAGUUGUCGCCGCCCACGGUAUCGCCAGAAAAACGGUCGUCGAAAAAGGUGGAGUGAGUUUCCUUUCAUCUCUAUUAGGUCCUUACACAUCUCACGCCAUUGGUUCCGAAGUUAUCUCCAUUCUCGUUCAUCUAAACCUCGAUUCAUCUUCGAAAUCGAAUCUAACGCAGCCGGCGAGGAUCUCAUUAAUGGUGGACAUGUUAAACGAAGGUUCCAUAGAAACACGAAUCAACUGUACACAAUUACUCAAACUUCUAAUCGUCGAAGACGAUUUCAAUUCCAAAGUUGAAAUCGUUUCAAGCCCUAGUUUACUCGUCGCAUUGAUGAGACUCGUGAGAGAUAAACGACAUUCAUCUGGAAAUCUACCCGCGCUUUCCUUACUCAAAUCGAUAUGCUCAAGCUCAUCCUCUCAAUCACACAAACAGAUUCAACUCAUGAUCAUCACAAUCGGUGCAGUUCCUCAAUUGAUCGAAUUAUUACCUGGAUUAAACUCUGAAUCGUUGGAAUUAGCGCUUUUCAUCUUGGAUUCUGUGUCAAAUCUAAAAGAAGGUAACCUCGCUUUGAGUGAUUGUUCAAACACGAUUCCCAAUAUGGUAAGAAUUUUGAUGAGAGUUUCGGAAAACUGUACAAAAUAUGCUUUAUCGAUCUUGUGGGCUGUUUGCAAGCUUUCACCUCAGGAGUAUUCAUUGAUUGCUGUGGAUGUGGGACUUGCAGCAAAGCUUCUUCUUGUUAUACAAAGUGGUUGUAAUCCAUCGAUAAAACAACAAUCUGCAGAUCUUUUGAAGUUAUGCAGUUUAAAUUAUACAGAUUCAAUAUUCAUUUCCAAAUGCAAGCUGACAAGAACAAUUCAGUAAUGUAGAAUUUCAUGUAUAGUGAAGUAACUUGGAUUCCCUUGUAUAAUUUUUGUGUUAAAUCGAUUUAAUUGUAAGAGAAAAUGGUGUGAAUCAAAUAUUUUGGUUCAAUGAGAGUUGGAAAUUGUUAUAUUGCAA
Messenger RNA from Lactuca sativa (garden lettuce), 1987 nucleotides. RefSeq names its product U-box domain-containing protein 30. The record is from RefSeq and is a predicted model, not a curated record. Gene Ontology annotation, biological process: protein ubiquitination. Gene Ontology annotation, molecular function: ubiquitin protein ligase activity. NCBI's taxonomy places the organism in Eukaryota, Viridiplantae, Streptophyta, Magnoliopsida, Asterales, Asteraceae.